AGUUAUUUGCCACACAACUAACAGACUGGAAAGCUGUCUUUACCAUGGCUGAAUCUUGCAGUGUGUCUUCCCUGCUGUUUCUGCUCCUGUUGAGCGUCCCUUUAGCACAACACGGGGCAGCAGCAACUUCUGGAACAACAACAAAAUCAACAUCACAAUCCACUCUAAAAACCGCAUCUAAUACUGAAGCUUCUACAGAUGCCGGAAUAUCUGUGUCUCACGAAACAUCAGCGACAACAAAAACAUCACAAGCCACUGUAAAAUCUACAUCCAAUACUGUAAAAACUACAGAUGCCAGAAUAUCUGUGUCUCACGAAACAUCAGCGACAACAAAAUUAACACCACAAGCCACUAUAAAAUCUACAUCAAAUACUUUAAGAACUACAGGUGGUACACAUACUGAUGAAACCAGUUAUACGACUCUGCAUACAAACGGGACAAAAACUACUAACGGUGGUACACAUACUAAUGAAACCAGUUAUACGACUCUGCACAAAAACACGACAGAAACUACUAAUGACGCCUACGCUUCCAAGGGCUUGUCAGAUAAUCCAGGCUUGGUUGCUGUUUUAUGUAUAUUUAUUUCUAUUCUCUGCAUUGCUCUUGUGGUGACUGCUGUGAGGUUCUGCCAUAAGCCGAAUCCAGAAUUUCAGAAGCUGGAAGAUGUCCCAAUGAAUGGCUUGAAUGAAGAAGUUCCAUUUGCUCGAUACCCCCCAAAAUAAUAGAACUAAAUUGACAUUAUGACUACUUGCUUGUUUAACGCAAAGCUACAUUGUUUCUGUUGAAUACAGAUAUGUUUUUUAACUGAAUUUUUAUUCUGCCUAAUUGUCACAAGAAAAUAAUCUUGUAUUGUGUAUGUUCUCAGUACAAUUAAAUUA
Messenger RNA from Bufo gargarizans (Asiatic toad), 878 nucleotides. RefSeq lists its product as uncharacterized. The transcript has 8 exons. Bases 45 to 722 code for a protein of 225 amino acids. Lineage: Eukaryota; Metazoa; Chordata; Amphibia; Anura; Bufonidae. The record is from RefSeq and is a predicted model, not a curated record.